Molecule: messenger RNA, 1778 nt
Organism: Cherax quadricarinatus
Lineage: Eukaryota; Metazoa; Arthropoda; Malacostraca; Decapoda; Parastacidae
Source: RefSeq, a predicted model, not a curated record
AUCAUAUUAAAUGGAACCUUAAUUAUGAUAUAUCGAGUGAUGUACCUUGAUUAAUGCUAACAUUCAUUAUGCACUGCAUAUCAGUGCAUCAAGGGACCAACACUUAUACAUAUACAUCAAUGGAGAUUAACAAUAAAUUGAUAUAUCAACACGUAACAUGAACAUGGUGUGCCAACACGUGUAACGUGCUAACAUGUGUUAAACUAACACGUAACACAUCAACACGUGAAACAUUAAGGUCAGCUGCUGUACAAGAUGUGACCAUCCUGCCACAAGAACAAAGUUAUGCACAAGCAUUAGACGUGACAAAUCAGACUGGCAUCUUCAAAAUGGAUUCUGAGUCAUCCGUGUCAACAUUCUGGUCCAACUUCUACACAGUACGGAAGAAGAGUGCUAAAAAGGAAUUAUUAUGGAACAGAUUUCGCUCUCCUUACGAUACUUCCCUCUGUGCUGAGAGUCCUACAACCCCUUCUUCUUCUUCUGGACCAUCCUGCCACCGAAAAGCAACAAACACUGUGCCCCCCGAGGUGCCCUGUCAUAGAAAAUCUGGGGGAGAUUCUCGUAGCUCUCUUUCCCUUUCGUUGACUAAAAGAUUAUUUUCGGGCUUCAGUACACUUCAGUACCAGCGAAAAUCAGGAUCCACCACACCCAAACAAUCGUAUAUUAGGGCCUCUAAUGAUUCACUGGUUGAAAACACGAAGUGGCCAACAGAGGGAAAGCUACGGGCAUCGAAGUCAGCUGACUCUCUCGCAGAUCGCUUCAUCUGGGAGAAAAGUGGCUGGUGGCGCUCUGGGAAUAGAGUUUCGGAUACCAGUAAAUCUACAGAUGAAUUAAUAAAAGUUAGAAACAAAUGGCUGGAGAAGCUGGAUCAGUGUAAAGUUUAUUCUGGCUCAUCGAAGUCGGAUGAGACUUUGAAUGUCGACUAUGGGUUACUCACUGAUCCGCAUGGCGCUCUACUUAGUAAAAUUUCGCCGAGGGCAUCCUCAAGUCUUCGCCAGAUACAGAAGUGUGUCUGUCAGAGCCCGUCGCUUAACCUCAAACCAUGGAACGUCCAUACAGGUAGAGAGAGAGCACCGAAAGAAGACCUAAAGAGUGAUCAGAAAUUCGAGGAUGCCAACUCGCUAUUAGACACAGAAAAGCUUGCAGAGCGCCAGUAUAGACGGAAUCCUAGAGAGGAUAUCGGGAAACGUGACAUGAUUCUUACAAUGAGUGACACACACAACCAUCCGCCACUUACUGUUUGUCCUGGACAUCGCCUUGCCAGAUCUCGCAGCUGCACAAGAUCCAGUUAUCCCGUGGUGUCGUCUUACACUGGAGCGGCUUUUCAUUCUCUGAGCCCCAACAACAGAGCCUCAAGUUGCGUACGAGAAAUGUCAGAAGUGACGCAUGCAGACAGAGAUAGAGGUCUCAGAAUACGCCGAUCGAGAUCUUGCCAAAGAUCAAAAGUUAGAGAGGAGUUCAUUAGAGAGAAAGAAGCAUCGUCCUCCCCCACACUCCAUACAUUCCAGAGCUAAGAAUUAAUAAAUACAACUUGAAGACCCGUUUUCCGAGGGUCGAUCAACGGAGGGCGCUGUCUACGUGCAACCAGCUGCCUAUGAGAGACCCUGAACAGGUUGUUCCAAACUUGUUCACCGGUGAAGGAACGAUGAGUGGAAAUAGUAUACUAACCCUCUCAACACGUGAAGACCCAUUUGAGCACUUGAACAAGAGCAAGACUUGGAGUCUUAGGCGAAGUGUGCUAAGGACUCCCGUAAAUCGCCGCAAUAGGAUUCAGGACA